AUGGCUGAUGCUGAGAUGAAGUCGCUCCAAAAUACAGGCGUCGCAGUAUCUACCAAACAGCACUUCAGUGCAGAGCCACCUCCAGUCACUCCUUGUUUUAUGGGACUGCCUUCUGAGAUUCGAACCAUGAUCCUGAUGUAUCUGCUUCACGGUGAGGAUGAGCUCAAGUGCGUACCUUCCAACUUGAGGACAAGGUUGAAAGAGAUAGAAGAAGACAUACUAUCUGAUUAUUCUGACUACGACGAUGACACUAGCGAGACCUCUGAGACCCCCGAGCAUGAAGACAUUCCUAUUCCCACUGAACUAGAGCCUGGACAACAAAACUUAGAUACCUGGCUAGUGGCUGGUCAUCGGACCUACCACAAUGAGCACAAGCAGCACCCGCGUGCCGAACCACUACCACCCUUUCGGAGACACGCUUUGUGUCCAUCGUUCCUAUCACCAAUUCGAAAGCACGGACUCCAUCCUCAAAUCUUGGCGACCUGUCGUCAACUUCGCCAAGAGGGUCAGUGGAUUUUAUACUGGGAGAAAACUGUACGAGUAACGUGGUAUAUGGCACCUCAAGCGAAGUCUUGCAUGUAUGUCAUGGGCCACGAGUCUAUCAGAGCUGCCAUGGACCGCAUCCCGAUGACUAUGAUGCCGGCACGUUGGUUCAUCGAUGUCUACUUUGAUACCAAUACGUUGCUCGACUUCGGUGCUAGUUACGAAUGGAUAUUUGAUGGCUGGAUGGAAAGCUGGAUCAACCGUCUAGAUGAGGCUGUGCUGGACUUGUCACGCCUUGGAUGUCUAGAUCACCUGCACGUUCAAUCGCGUUUUCUCGAGGAGGAUCCAUGCUCGUUGCACGAGAUCGACGUAUGCAACAGAGUUGCAUGUAGCGCCUACCGGCUCCUACGCGCGAAGACAUGUGAUGUCCUACUGGAGUAUGAUCGUGCCGCUCUUGGCCUAGAGAUAGCCGAGAUCGUUGUCAGCAAGACGCGUGUCUUGCAUCCGUACAGUGUUCACAAGAAGCUCUCUAAUCUCUUCGACGAUGUUAUAUACGCAUCGAACGGUCCUUUAGCAUGCGAGAAUCGAUCUAUCGCACAGUACAAUAUCUGGCCCGAAUUUAGUCUCAUUGAGAUGGAUAAUCUGCCGUCGAGAAAAGAAUUCAUGGUUGACGUUCAUUUUUCCCUAGCCUUCUGGUAUCUUGACGAAGUGUGCAAGGGUGGUCUUCAGGUCCUUACAGCACUAAGAGAACAUAUCACGAAAGCCGACACUGAUCUUGAUGAACGUUCAGUAUGGAUAACAGACCAGAGCAGGUACGAGACAGCUCCUGACGAGAGUCAACCAUCUAAGCCUCAGCAUUUGCUAUCCCAACCUCUUCGACGAAGUUUCUACAGUGAAUCUCUCACCAAACAAGAAAUCCAGAGACGACGCGAGUGGAUUCCGGAGGCCAAGGAGCUCUUAGAGGACUUCACCACUCGUGCAGUUCACGUUGAGAAGCAAUUGAAUGAACUAGAAGAUCAGUUGUUGUAA
Molecule: messenger RNA, 1512 nt
Organism: Lithohypha guttulata
Lineage: Eukaryota; Fungi; Ascomycota; Eurotiomycetes; Chaetothyriales; Trichomeriaceae
Exons: 1
Coding region: 1-1512 (503 amino acids)
Source: RefSeq, a predicted model, not a curated record